AUGUCUGGUCCUCCUCUGGUCAUUGAUCUGUCGUCCGUCGUCCCCGUCUCAACCGGACUGGCUUGUGGAGGCACUUUCGGCGCAAAAGUGAGAGCUUGUGUGCGACAAGACAUUGACCAACAGACAACAGAGGGAGGAGCUCUUCUUGGGACCUCUUUUUUUCUUGUGCUUUCUGCUCAAGCGUCAUUUCACAUUUCGUUCGCCAUUCCCAUCACAUCGCCGUUUUCGCAAUCGCUACGUUUAUCCACAAUACUCUCGAUAUUCGAUUCAUUUCUUCCAUCGUCGAACCAUCGCGCGCCGAACCGCACCAUCCUAAUCGCCAACUUCAAAGCUUGCAUCGACGCCGCGGGUUAUCUGGACGACUUGCCACUUGAGACACCAUUCGAGCAGCACACGCUGGCGCUGGCGCAGAGUAGACAUCUACUCUGUCGCACUCGUACUCUACUCUCACAGUCACUCCUCGUCUCACACGGCACGCAGUUUUGCGCCAGUGCCCAGUGGGCGAGAAAUCACUAG
This is a messenger RNA of Pochonia chlamydosporia 170, 516 nucleotides long. RefSeq lists its product as hypothetical. The coding region runs from base 1 to 516 and encodes 171 amino acids. The transcript has a single exon. The record is from RefSeq and is a predicted model, not a curated record. Lineage: Eukaryota; Fungi; Ascomycota; Sordariomycetes; Hypocreales; Clavicipitaceae.